UUUCUGCUUGGCUAUAAGAAUCUCCCUCUCUCUGCCUCUCUCUCUCAUUGAUGAUAUAUUGAAAGUGUUUGUAAGGAUUUGCAGCAUUUGGCUCUCUCUCACUGAUGAUAUAUCGAAAGUGUUUGUAAGGAUUUGCAGCAUUGGAGAGGGAAAGGAAGGAUGGAUUGUUGUGUGUGCAGUCCAUUGGCAGGCAAUUUUAGGCCCCCAAGGAACACCCUUUGCAAGAACUGCUUUGAUGGAGCAUGGUGCAUCUUGAAUUUCCUCCAAAAGCUUGAUACCACCCCACAAAAUCAACCACUUGAUGAUGAGGCAGCAAAAUCAAGAAGUAACACAUCAAGGAUCAUGGCUUUCCAGGGGCUUUCUCAUGCCUUCAAUCGAAUGAAGGAACUAAAAGAUGUGGUCGAUAGUUUACAUGCAAGAGUUGGGUUUCUAGAGGACUUUAAAUUUGUUUUUGAAAAUGCAAUUCACACUGAUAUCUUGAUCAAGCCAGCUGAUGGACCUGCAAUUCCUGCACACAAAGCAAUUUUGGCAUCAAGAUCUCCAAUAUUUCGAACCAUGCUAGAAAUCGAUGAAUGUAAAGCACCACCAACAGAGACCAUCACUCUUCCAGAUCUGAACCACCAACAACUCCACUCUUUGUUACAGUUCCUGUACAAUGGGAGCUUCCCUGAAGAGAAGAUUCAAAAACACGCGGAAAUACUCUUAGUUGCAGCUGACAAAUACAACAUUCCCUUUCUUCAAAGACAAUGCGAGCUUCAGAUACUUCGGACCCUCAACUCAACGAAUGCCCUUAAUAUUCUUGAGUUGUCUGAGACAUGCUCUAAUGAACCCCUUAAGGAGACUGCCUUGAACACUAUCCUGAAACAUCAUGAAGAAAUACUCUUCUCUGAGAGAUACGAUGAGUUUGCUUUAGCAAAUACACGCCUUUCUGUGGAGGUUACUAGGGCCCUGUACAAAGCCCUUAAGGCAAAAGCCAAUAUUUCAAGCUUGAAUUCUUGUUGAUGCUAGUUCUUCAAUAGCUGUGAAUGUACGUGAUUCUUUGACUAAUAUUCUUCUAACUCUUUUUAUUGGGUAAUUCUUAGGAAAAUUUGCUUAAGGCUCAUAAAUAAUUUGUGGAAUUACUCUGUAGUCUAAAUUUUCCAAGCCCAAGGCCUUUUUUCC
Messenger RNA from Amborella trichopoda, 1161 nucleotides. Its product is annotated as BTB/POZ domain-containing protein At1g01640. Lineage: Eukaryota; Viridiplantae; Streptophyta; Magnoliopsida; Amborellales; Amborellaceae. Gene Ontology annotation, molecular function: protein binding. The record is from RefSeq and is a predicted model, not a curated record.